This is a messenger RNA of Durusdinium trenchii, 2284 nucleotides long. The record is from the annotation of a GenBank genome assembly. Lineage: Eukaryota; Dinophyceae; Suessiales; Symbiodiniaceae.
AGCCUUUUGGACGGUUUCAGCUCUUUGUUUCAGCUGCUUGUGAUUCAGCACCAUGGCCAGUUUGAUUGGACAGCUCCCGGUGUGGAUCGGCGCCACCUUGGCCACCUGGGCGAUUUGUUGGUCCGUGAUGAGCCCGGAGGCAUGUCAAGAGUCCUCGACGUGCACCAAAUAUUUGAAGACCUAUCCAGGAUACUACCACAUCGUCUCAACGGCGGCCUUGGUGGCGAUGGCUGGCCACGAGAUCUGCGGCCUCAUUGCCACCUAUUUGGGCUCUAAGCAGACCCAAGCGUUGAUUCCUCAUUUAAAGAGCCGCUGCUUGCCCAGCUUCCUGUUGGCCUUGAUGUUCGGCGUCCUGGCCACGGCCGAGCGCUUCUUCAGCCGUGCCGACUGGACCAUCGCCCACAUCGAGCCGAACGCCGAUGGGCUCACGGCUCCGGGACGCCCCGUCUACACGAUGCAGUACAUGGAGUGGGGCAUCAACGUGCCCAUCCUCAUGAUCUUGUCUGGCUACUGCAGCCUGGGCCGUCCAGUCUUGGAGGUCUCGCGCCCGCUGAUCGUGACCAACGUCUAUGUGAUUUUCUGCUGGGCGGCGCAGGUCACCAGCUCGGGCCUUCUGAAGUGGAUGUUGAUCUUCGUCUCCAUGGCCAUGUACGGCUGGGCCUCGGUGGACAUGCUGCAAUGGGUCAAGGACUUCGAGCGCUCCGCACCGCAGGACCUCCCCAGCCGAGGCAUCCGUCCAUGGCUCUCCAACGGGCUGAUCUUGGCCUUCGUCCUCUACGGUGUGGUCUACAUGUCCUCGGUGAUGGGCCUGGUGGACGCCCACGCCGAGCGCAAGGGCUUCUUCGUGUUGACCUUCGGCGCCAAGAUCGCCUACUGCGCCGCCUUCGUCUUCAUCCGCGCGGACGAGUAUCACAAGACCCUGACCGAUGUCCUGCGCAAGGUGAGCGUCUCCAACGUGGGUAUGAUCUCCAUCCUCCGCGGCAGCUUCGAUAUCAUCCUGCCCUGCGUGCUGGAUGCCGCCGGCCGUUGCAAGUUGCCGGGCGCCAUGUGUGGAGACAUGGAAAAAUUGGAGAAGAUGCUCGGGACGCGCGUGUUGGGCGCCAACCUGAAGGACCUCUUGGCCGGAGAAGAAGACAAGUCGGACUUCUCCGCCUACGUUCGCAACGUGGUCCGCCAGGCGGAUUGCCCCCAGGGCACCGAGGUGAGUCUGUCCACCCAAGGCAUUUGGACCUGCUCUGGCGGUUCCAUGCCACCCAUCGCUCAAGUGCUGCACAGCAAGAUGCUCUCGAAGACCUCCCAGGCGCGGCUCUCGGCCACGCUGCACCUCUCCGUGGUGCCAAGGAGCGCGGUGAGCCAUGGCAAGGAGCGCCAUCUGGUGGCCGCCAUUCAGUUCGAUGCCACCAUGGAUGAGUCCAAGGAGGCUGACUUGCACACGGGUUUCGAAGACUUCAAGGUGGAGGAGCACAGCUCCAUUGGCGGCUCCACGAAGCUCUCGGAGGGCUCCGCCUCCGCCAUCGUGGCCAAUUUGGGCGACCUCACCAAGCUGGGUGCCAGCGGAAUCUUGCAUGGCACCUCCGUGCAAGAGAGCGAUGAAGGCAGCCAAUACUGGGGACCUUCGAUUUGCACGGAUGACACGAUGUCCCACCUGGGCGCCUUUGCCGACAUGAAGCGCGACGCCAAGACGCCCUUCUCUGGCGGCUUCGACGCGCGCAUCGCCGGAGUUUGGCAAGGCAAGACCAGCAAGGCCUUGGGAGGUUACGACCAGCGCAUCGAGUUCCACAACGACUGCAUCCACGCGGCCGUCACGGUGAUGGGAUCCACCUUGGAUGCGAAAUUCCGCAUGAACUGCUCGGUGGAACCCUGGCAACUGGAUAUCGAAGUGCUGCCCCAGGGCAGCAGCUGUCCUCCACCGGCCAUUCCGUACAUCUUCAAGUUCGUGGAGGGUGCUCUUCACCUCUGUGGCCCCAACAACAGCAAGCUGCAGCGUCCCACCAGCUUCGAGGGCGAUGGGCUCUGCAUCAUGCACCGUGCCAUGCCCCUGGUGCCGGCGGUCGUGGCGCAGCCACGGCAGGACUGCGCGCUGACGCAAGUGCCGCUUGGAAGCGAUCUUCCUUUUCUUUCCCUAUUGUUCCUGUUUCAGGGAGACAGGCUGGCACAAGCAAGGCACAAGCAAGGCACUGCUUUUUUGGAGCACGGGGUCUGGAUUUGUAGGUGGACACCACGUGUACAUUGGACAUGUACGGGGGACACCAUGCGGUUGGAUGUUGAGAGGAAUCAUGUGUAG